Molecule: messenger RNA, 447 nt
Organism: Achroia grisella
Lineage: Eukaryota; Metazoa; Arthropoda; Insecta; Lepidoptera; Pyralidae
Exons: 1
Coding region: 1-447 (148 amino acids)
Source: RefSeq, a predicted model, not a curated record
AUGGUGCGGUCAGUAAAGGAAGCCCUACGAGUUACGCUGCACGAGCGUUAUCCCACAGACGAGACAUUGGUGACCCUGCUAGCCGAGGUGGAGAAUACAGUCAACUCCCGACCUCUCACUCACGUGUCCGUCACACCGAGCGAUCCGGAGGCAUUAACACCGAACCAUAUCCUGAUCGGCCCCAACUCACACGUGCCUAAUCCCGGAGUGUUCAACAAAGGAGAUAUGAACGCACGACAUCAUUGGCGACGAGCACAAGCGUUAGCAGAUGAGUUCUGGAGGCGCUGGGUGGUGGAAUACCUACCCUUACUUCAACACCGGCGGGAGCCCCAGAGGUACCGGUGUUCCCCCCAAGGUUGGCGACACAGUCAUCAUAUGCGACCCCAACCUACCCCGAAAUACAUGGCCACGGGGACGCGUUGUGAAGACCUACCCCGGGAAAGAUAA